UGGAAGACUUAGACCUACCCAUGCUCAGAGCAAUUAGCUUGAUGACAUUUCUGUGGUGUCAUGUAGCUCACUUCUUCCUCUAAAUUGCUAAAAAGGUUUUAGUAGCAGCGUUGCGUGUAUGUUGAGAGCAUAAUUACUACUAUUUAAAAUAUGUUUUCAAUAAAACAACAAUGUAUUGACAAUUAAAAAGACAUAAAAAUCAUCCAAAAAAGCAGAUUUUAAAAAAUGUGCUUUAUCUGUUAUAUUUGAUGGAAAUUGGUUAUCAGGAGGGGGAACAAGAGCUAUUUGGUAUGUUAAAUAACAGUCAGGAAUCGCUUUUAAUAAAGCUAAAGACACAUUUUGUCUCAGGACAGCCUGAAAACAAGGAUAAGCGACAGUGUAUAGAAAAUACUUGUGUUCGCUUGUUGUCACAGCAACAUCGACAGCGGGUCUGCUGGUCACGUGCUGAGGUUUCCAUCCAAUCACGUUGUCCAUUUUAUGUGACGCAAGAGAUUCAAAGUUGGCAAAUUGGCAACAACCUUUCCGUCCGUAGUCCGGACGGAAUCUGAUCAGACACGUUAAGCGUCUAAAAGUAGUUGAGAUUUCAAUGUUUUUGAACCAGUAAAUAUUAUAUCUGUUACGGGUAAUGGAGGGAAGAGUUAUUGGAGCAGGGCCGUACAGGGCGACAAAGCUGUGGAAUGAAACCAUUCAACUCUUCCGUGGAGGUAUGCCAUUAAGAAGACAUUGGGCGCACUUCCGCUACUAUGAUUGCACUUUCUCAGGAUCCGAGGCUGUGGAUUAUCUCAAUCAGCUUCUCCGGCACAAUUGCAACUUUGGGCCAGAGGUGACUCGCUACCAGACCUUGCAGCUGCUCAGGAAGUUUCUCAAGGCCCAUGUCAUUGAAGACAUGAAGGGACGCCAUGGGACGGAGGACUUUGAAGAUAACAGUCAUUUGUACAGAUUCCCCACUUUGUCUCCCCUCAAGUCUUUUCCAUCGAGAUCCCUGUCGAGAAACAGCCCUGACCUGCCAAGACUCAUCCGCUGGGAUGACUACGAAGAACUACCGCAGCAGGAAAACACUGCACUUGUGAAGUCUACUGGCAUGACUUCCGAUUUUUGGACCAAAAGGCACAGUGUAGCGAUUGGGGAUGUGAAUGAAUGCAAGCUCAUUCGCAGAAAAGAUAUCACUCCCAAGCAAGUGGAUAACAUCUGGAAAUCAAUGACUGCUUCACAUUUACAGCGAGUGCUGGGUCUAACGACAUUGGAUGGUGUGUUAAAUCCAGUUCACGUGAAAGGCAAUCACAUAGUUCACAACGUCUUCAACGUCAAUAAGUCGGGCAUAGUUGUGUUGGAGAACAAUUCUGAUGACAUGCCUUACUGGGUGAUAUCAGCAAUGAAAUGCUUGGCCAACUGGCCUAAUGGCAAUGAUGCCAAACAACCAGUUUACCCAGGAUUUGAGAGGGAUGUCCUGAAAACAGUAAUUGAUUACUAUCAGAGACUUAAAGAACCCCUCUUGACUUUUCAUCUAUAUGAAGUCUUUGUCAACAUUCUCAGUCUCCUACAGAAACAAGAAUUGGCCACUGAGGCUCUUCAAGUGAGCACUCUUUUGCUGCCGCCGCCCAAUCGAAGGCAUCUUCAGCUUUUGCUGAGACUCAUGGCGCGGGUCUCUCAGAACCCCCAUCUGCCACCACUCAAUGACACUAUUGCCUCCCGCACACUGAUGGUGCAGAUGUUCUCACACUGUGUUUUGGGCUCCCCGGAUGAGAUGGACUUGGAUGAGCUGCUUGCCUCAAAGCUGGUCACUUUCAUGAUGGAGUACCACAACACCAUCUUUCAAGUUCCCGACAAGCUGCGCCACCAAGUUGAGGAGCACCUUUCUCACCUCCGAAGAGUUCAGAUUAAAUAUGCAGGUUCUGACACAGACUUCAGCACAUCUCCAGCAUUUUAUGAACAGAUUAGCAAGGUGGAGUCGGAGGAGCCGAAGGUGAUCGGUACCCAGACUCCUCUGCAGGACCUACUGGAAGGCCUGAUCUCUGACAAAGAACUUCCCCCCAAGGACAAAAGGAAGAGACUUAAACAGUUCCAAAAGUCAUAUCCUGAAAUCUACCGCAAACGAUUCCCCUCUGAGGAAAGUAGAGCAGCUGUCAUACCUGAGAAAAACCCUCGCCUCAAACCUCACCGAAUGUUUUUCAACCUCAAGAAACCCUCUAACCCUUUUCAGAGGAGCUGGAGUUUUAGGGCAUAAACUACCACCGCUUGACUCUGGUUUAGUUUUAAGCAUGGUGCGUUUCUCCGAUUCCUGACAUCAAUGGUUGUUUGAAAAAACAGUUUCACAAACCCUCAGAGAAAGGUUAACGAAAAGGUUGUAGGCAGGUGCAGCCGCUAAAGAUUCAAAUACUUUGUGGAAGCUUGACUAGCAGCUAGGUGCUGGGGUGGGAAACUACCAAAGGAGGAAUAUAUCUGACCUUCAGUCAUUUUCUCUUCUACUCAUACUUGAAAAAUCAGUUCAGUAUUAAGUAAUAACUACCCAAGACUGUUUAACUAGUGUGGUUAAGAAGGCCCGAAAAAAGAAAG
Molecule: messenger RNA, 2553 nt
Organism: Phyllopteryx taeniolatus (common seadragon)
Lineage: Eukaryota; Metazoa; Chordata; Actinopteri; Syngnathiformes; Syngnathidae
Gene: depdc1b
Product: DEP domain containing 1B
Exons: 11
Coding region: 626-2224 (532 amino acids)
Biological process (GO): intracellular signal transduction
Source: RefSeq, a predicted model, not a curated record